Messenger RNA from Syzygium oleosum, 1354 nucleotides. RefSeq names its product G-box-binding factor 4. Gene Ontology annotation, molecular function: DNA-binding transcription factor activity. The transcript is spliced from 4 exons. The record is from RefSeq and is a predicted model, not a curated record. Gene Ontology annotation, cellular component: nucleus. Bases 76 to 1008 code for a protein of 310 amino acids. NCBI's taxonomy places the organism in Eukaryota, Viridiplantae, Streptophyta, Magnoliopsida, Myrtales, Myrtaceae. Gene Ontology annotation, biological process: positive regulation of DNA-templated transcription.
CCCUCGAGAACAGCGGAAGCUGCUCCGCCAUCGAGGGAAAAAAAAAUGCCGUCGUAGGCUGCUGCGGCGGCGGCGAUGAUGGCGUCUUCCAAGUCCAGAGAACCCGAUCCGUCCCGUCCCCUCUCUCUCUCCUCCGCCGAUUUGUUGACCGCCGUCGACGGCGGCGGCGGCGGCUCCGCCAUGGCCGCCCGCAGCGCCUCCGCCCCCUCCUCCUCCGCUACUCCCUCCUCCGAGUCGACCCUCCUCGACGCCCCCGCGGCGGCGGCGGCGGCGGCGCCCCCCAGGACCGUUGACGACGUGUGGCGGGAGAUCGUCGCCGGGCAGAGGAGGGAGUGCAAGGAGGAAGUCCCGGACGAGAUGAUGACUCUGGAGGAUUUCCUGGUCAGGGCGGGCGCUUCCGUCGGGGUGGAGGAGGAGGAGGAGGAGGAGGAGGGGGAGGAGGUGGAGGAGGAGGAGGAUGUGGAGGUGAAGGUGAAGGUGCCCCCCGCCGAGAGGAUGGGCAGCAUGGGCAGCGGGGCGUUCGCGUUCGACGCGAUGGGGCCCAGCACGAUAGAGACGGUGGAAGGGUCCAUCGUGGGGUUUGGUAAUGGGGUGGAGUUGAUCGGGGUAGGGAGAGGGAAGAGAGGGGCGUGCGUGCUGGAGCCGUUGGAUAAGGCGGCGCAGCAGAGGCAGAGGAGGAUGAUCAAGAACAGAGAGUCCGCGGCGAGGUCUAGGGAGAGGAAGCAGGCGUACCAAGUGGAACUGGAGUCCUUGGCUGUGCGACUAGAAGAAGAGAAUGCGCAGCUAUUGAAAGAGAAGGCUGAGAGGACUAAAGAGAGGUUCAGGCAGGUUUUCUAUUUAACAUCAUCCAUCCUUGCAGCUCAUGGAGAAAGUGGUUCCCAUUGUGGAGAAGCCAAAAACAGCUCGGGUUUUGAGGAGAGUUCAAUCAUUGCAGUGGUAAAAAACAUCAUGCUUAAAAGUGCGAGAUGGGAGAUUCAACCUUCUCUGCCGUGGGAAGGGUGGAAAUGAAGCAUCCAUAUGAUUAUCUUCAGAUUGAUUGUUGUGGCAGUGGCAUUGGCAGUUGCUUUGCUCAUCAAAGAGAAGGGAUUUUCUCCAUGACAAAAGUAGAAUAACAUGAGAGAGAGCGAGAGAGAGUGGCCACAUGCAGUCUGCAAGAAAAUAUCAAAGUAGUGGGCAUUAGAGUUUAGAUAAGAAGUACUAGAUUUUCAUGAGUUGCUUCCCCAAUUGGCAGUUCUAUUUGUUCUGUAGAGACAGUUGUAAAAAAUUUAAUACGGUAGAUUCGAAUUUGAUUAUAUGAAAGUUAUGUAAAGAUUUGAAUGUAGUCUGUGAAGACAACCCCCGAUUUUGCUCUCUA